This is a messenger RNA of Xenopus tropicalis (tropical clawed frog), 960 nucleotides long. Its product is annotated as trypsin. NCBI's taxonomy places the organism in Eukaryota, Metazoa, Chordata, Amphibia, Anura, Pipidae. The record is from RefSeq and is a predicted model, not a curated record. The transcript has 5 exons. Gene Ontology annotation, biological process: proteolysis. Gene Ontology annotation, molecular function: serine-type endopeptidase activity; peptidase activity; hydrolase activity. Bases 34 to 783 code for a protein of 249 amino acids.
CCCAUCCAGCCUCCAGAGAACGUAUCUUCCAACAUGUUCAUCUUAUUUGUAUCAGCUCUCUUGGGAACAGCCGUUCAGGCGCGCUACUAUGAUCGAAUCAUUGGGGGCACAGAAUGUCGCCCUAACUCCCAACCGUGGCACUGUUCCCUUUAUUACUUUGACCAACAUGUAUGCGGUGGAGUCCUAAUAGAUGAGAACUGGGUUCUGACUGCAGCCCACUGCCAGUUAUCGAGUCUUCAGGUUCGUCUCGGGGAGCAUAACCUGGCUGUUUACGAGGGAAAGGAGCAGUUCUCAUAUGCUGAAAAAAUGUGCCCUCAUAGUGGCUUUAAUCCAAUAACAUUUGACAAUGACAUUAUGCUGCUUAAGCUGGUCUCACCAGUCACAAUCAAUGACUACGUCCAGACUAUUCCCUUGGGCUGCCCAACUGUGGGUGAUGGAGAGACCUGCCUUGUCUCUGGCUGGGGAACUACCACAAGUCCUGAAGAAACCUUUCCUGAUGAACUACAAUGUGUGGAAGUACAGACUGUUUCCCAGGAUUAUUGCCAAGGGGCAUUCCCAACGGAUGAGAUUACUGACAACAUGCUGUGCGCUGGGGUCAUGGAAGGAGGAAAGGAUUCAUGUCAGGGCGACUCUGGAGGACCAUUGGUGUGCAACUCUAUGGUUCACGGCAUAACAUCUUGGGGAAAUACCCCAUGUGGGGUUGCCAACAAACCAGGGAUAUAUACAAAAAUCUGCAACUACAUAGCCUGGAUCCAAGACACAAUAGCGGCGGGAGACUGCUGAUCCCAACCGACUGUAUUCUGUGCCCAGAUUAAUGCCCCCCCCCAUCUGCCAAGUUUUAAAUUAAGAAUUAUUUCACCCCUUAUUUUCUGGAGAAACCAAAAAUUUGCGAAAUUCUGCAUUUCCCCAUUUUUUCACGAAACGGCUGCAAAAAUUUGCCCCAACAAAAAUUUGUCAAGA